Molecule: messenger RNA, 3343 nt
Organism: Gilbertella persicaria
Lineage: Eukaryota; Fungi; Mucoromycota; Mucoromycetes; Mucorales; Choanephoraceae
Exons: 3
Coding region: 32-3256 (1074 amino acids)
Source: RefSeq, a predicted model, not a curated record
AUUUGCUUUGUUCUUUUUUUCCCUGAAAGUUAUGGAUACUACUUAUUUAACUGUUGACAUAUCGACGCCUAACUCGGAACUCGAGGAUGGAAUGAUAUAUCCACCAAUCGAUAACUAUGACAGCUAUGUUCAUCCUGUCAUGCUUGACAUGUCUUCAAAUAAAAAGUUUCUGGCAUAUAUCUCCAGAGAUAAAGCAAGCAAAAAUCAAUACAAUGAUACUGAUGAAGACUUGUCAGAGAGCUGUGUCAAUAUCAUUGAUAACUACGCUGACCUGGGAGGUGCAGUGCAGUAUUAUUUAACGAUUCGCAGCUUAAGAGAGGUUGAUCCAGACUUAACUCCACUGCAUCUGACAAGAAAUGUCACGGAAAUUUUUUCUAAUUAUGUUAAACAUCCUAUUGUGUUUUUUCUUUCUGUUUCCCAAGACGGUAAAUUCAUCUCAUUAUCUUGCUUUCAAAAAUAUUCAAGUGGGAGAGCAAGUAUCAUAUUUGAAGUUCAAGGCAACAAAAUCAAAAAAAGAAAGGAAAUCAAUGAGGACGAAGGCCGUGGUGUAUUCUUGGACGAUGGGCAAUUUGUCAUGGUGAAUCUUGAUUUUCUCUAUACCUAUAAUAGUGAUUUCUCUUUUUCGAAAUGCUUUUCCAUCAAAGAACUGGCUAAGAAUACUCUCCAUCAGCCAAGGCCAAAACAUUGGCCGUUAUUUUCAGGAGUCUAUACUGGUCGAAUGGCGUAUUCAAAAGCUGAUUUAUAUGAGACCUUCGCGUUAUUCUGUAUUAGCAAGAGAAUCAAGCAAGGCAUACUACUGUUUCGGAACCAAUGUUCUCUUUAUAGAUUCUCGGCUUACUCUAUCGGUCAAGAUUUGUCUAUUGUUCUAAGCUAUGUAAUGCCUGACAUGAUUUAUUCAAAAAACUUCAAAUUUGCCGCGGGUAAAUCUGGUGACGCCUUGGUGUUGUAUAAUGGUAACAAGGGUUGUAAGUCUCAUCGAUUGCUAUCAUAUAAUAAACUCGUAAAGUUUAUGGUGACUCAGUUUGAAUUCUCAGAAGAUGGAAAGUAUCUGGUCUUGGCCGGCAUAAAAUCAGACGCUGGUAAACGUUCCCAGCUUGCAGCUUAUUUUGAGGUCUGGAAUAUUCGACAUGAGAAGAUUAUUUAUGCUUUGGAGAAAGAACUCGACUACAAAAUAUCUCCCUUAAUUCAUACACAAGUACUCAUUUAUCCAUUUAUUGUCAUCCAAAAAAACGAAAACAAUAACACUUUUGCAGAUCAAAAUAUAUUGGGCUUCUACACAACAAUCUCAGAUCAAGGAAAGCACGAAUUAAUGUCUUUUCCUUUGGGAUUUAAGACAAGUUUAUCUGUCAACUAUAUCGAAAACACGCAUUCUAUUCAACAAGAAACGCGCCGGUUCAGUUUAAAAAAUAGACUUCAAAAUAUUUUCGAUACAGAUGUUAAAGAUGAUUCAAAUGGACAAGACACGAAGCCACAUUUUGUUACUCAGAUAAACGACAUUAAAGAGAUUUGCUUUAAAUUUGAAUAUCAAGACGAAAAGUAUUGUUUGAUACUGACAGAUUUGUCGAUCGAAUUAUGGAAUCAAGUAACAUGUAACCAUGUCAAUGGAAAAGAAGGCGGAACUUCAUUAGCAGAAAGCGACUACAGACUUGUAUAUACUCGUUCCUUUCAAUAUGGGCCUAUGGAAGCAGGCUUUUCAACAAAAGAGAAAUGGACAAUUCAAAAUUACGAAAAGAUUGUGAGCUCUGAUAGGUCGCAGCUGCUUGAGGAAAUGAAGAACAGCAUACAGAUUGUUCAAGAGAAAAUUGGCGGAAGAAUUAUCAUUCGUCUUGUACUCAAAAGAGACGAUACAGAAGAUAUCCGUGUAGAAGAUAUUUACCUUCCUCUUUAUGAAAGGAGCAUAAAAAAUGAUGGGUUCGAUGCCUCAUAUCGCUCUAAUUAUUUGCUUGAAGGCGCAUGUCAAGCAUUGUGUUAUUUCUCUCAGAAGGAAAGUUUUUCUACUAUGAUUCAUGCUCUGUGGAAAAAAAGGCUAUGUCGAUAUGCGGAAGAUAUAAUCAAUGAAUCACUCCAGGAUAUGAAAGCAUCCGAAUCUCUCUAUUUUACAACGAUAUCUGGCAAUGGUACUUUGUCCUUAUUAGCUUGUUUUAAAAAGGGGAGAAUAAUCUUAUUUAAGAUUGUUCAAAUGAGAGAGCUCAAAAUAUGUUUAUACAGCUAUCGAAAGCAUUUGUCUGAUAAAGGCUUUGAACGAGAAAACGCUUUGACAAUUUUAAUUGAAAAAAUGAGCUUUGGUCUGUACAAGUUAUUACUUAACAAGAUAAUACAAGAUACAUCUCAAAUGUAUCCCCGUUCUAUUUCGCUUCCUGUUACAGAUGCUCUGAUACUACUUCAAAAGGCAGGGUUUAAAGAUCUUUUAUCGAAGACUAUAAAAAGUCUGGAUUUUAUCCCAUUAUACGAUUUCAACCUCACCAAAUGUUCCAAACCAGGGUUUUAUCAUGAAUUUGAUAUUUCUGCUGAGCAAGAGCUAAUAGAAGACAAACAUUCAUAUAGAAAUGGCUGGGUAACCAUAGAACAAGUAUAUCCAACAAAUUUCUACUAUCAAAAGCUUCUUCAGUUACUAUUCAAAAAGAAAAGGACUAUUGUUAAUCCAAGAACUAAAGAGCAAAAACAUAUGUUGGCAGAAAAGCGAGCAAUGGAACUCGAUUUAUUGAAAGGAAGUUACAUAAGACCAUGCGUUAUACCCUUAGUCUAUUUUAACACCUACUUUGAUUUCUCUUCAGAAACAAACCUAACUGUUGAAACAGACGAACAAUUAUUCCUACAGAAAAAAUCAAGUACAUUUCUCAAAAUGGCCUCUGACAGAUCAAGAUACAAUGUCUUUGACGAAGGAGAUUUGAUUAUCCCUUUGAUUCUGCGUUAUAAAUGGAUACAGUUUGCUUCUUUUCGAUUUUUUCAAGUUUGCUUGAUCCACCUGGUAUUUUAUAUUACUUACUUUCUUGCAGUUCCUUUCUCAAUUGAGAAAUUCAAUUAUGAGCCAGGGCAAUCGUCCAUCAUGAAUAACGGUGAACAUCUUGCAUGCACAGUCUUGUGCUUUGUAUUUGGUGCAAUCUUACUUACCCAAGAAAUACGACAAUUUUGGUUUUCGCCCAAGAAAUACGUCUCAUCUUUCUAUAACUAUAUCGACAUUUUGGCUUUAGUCUUGUGUUUGGUGACAUUCUUUCAAUUAGUUUUUGGUCUCGAAUAUUUUGUAUGCGACACUUAAUCUAUGGUAAUUAUUCUCAUUUUUUGUCUAUUUUUUAGGAUGAAGUAAGCAGCGUCUGUACGUUGGUGAUAUGGCUACAUGGUUUAC